AUGCGGCUACUGUUGCUCAGCUUAGCGGCGGGAGCCGCCGCCUCCGACUUUACGCAUCAGUCCAACUGGGUGCUGUAUGCAAAUGCCUCGGAGAUUGCCCCCUUGUUGGAGACCCACCCGCGCUACGCCUCAGCCUUGAAGGCUGUGGCGGUGGCCUAUGGGCGGCUCAGCUUCGGGCUCUGGGGCGCCUUGACGGGCGCCUGCACGGGGCAGCAGCGACUGGGCGGGGAGCCCUGCGGUCAGGCCCUGCACUGCGUGGCUGGGCCACUUCUGAAGACGCUGCAGCGCAGCAGCGCCAACCUCCAGUACCACGCCGCCAGCCUGGGCCGCUCAGCCCCGCAGCCGCUGCGCCAGGAGCUCGGGGAGGUGAGGCGUUUGGCCGCCAGCUUCCACGGCCCCAGCUGCGCACCGCUGGUGGCGGCCUUGCGCUCGGCUUCGGAUAACCAGUGCCUGGCGAUCUUUAUGGAGCUUUGCAGCUGCUUGAGCGCCAUCAAGUCGCACGCCAAGUGGAGCAUGGCGCGGCUGCACGCGGCGCAGGUCUCCUUGUCGGUGCCCACGCAUUUCUACCGACCGGAGGACUACUACGGGUCCCCACGGACAAUGGACAGGCCUGACCGUCGCCUGGAGCAUCGCGGGGAGAUCCUGGACAUGCUCAUCAACCUCUACCUGCCCAAAGAUCGGCCGCUGAGAGUUGCAGAGGUGGGCGUGUUCCAGGGGGAGACCUCCUUUAUGCUGCUCCAGCGCCAUCCGCGGCUUCACCUCUUUCUGGUGGAUCCCUACUACGACGGCAGCGCCCGCAGCUGUGAAGGAACUGAUUGCACGGUGUCCCUCUCGCCGACCUACCUGCGGGCCCUUAGUCGUGUCUGGGAGUUCCGCCAGCGCGCCAGCUUCGUGAUGCAAGAGAGCGUGGAAGCGGCCAAGUGGGUGGGCAACGCCACGCUCGACAUGGUCUUCAUUGACGGCGACCACAGCCUCUUGGGCAUCGCAGUGAAGCAUUUGAACUCUUUCCCCGAAGGCGAACUGACCCGCGCUGUGGUUGGGGAUCUGUCCGCCUGGUGGCCCACGCUGCUCCCGGGCGCCAUCUUGGCCGGCCACGACUACGUGGGCGCCCCAGGACGCUGA
This is a messenger RNA of Effrenium voratum, 1122 nucleotides long. Lineage: Eukaryota; Dinophyceae; Suessiales; Symbiodiniaceae. The record is from the annotation of a GenBank genome assembly.